GGAACCGGUUCUACGCCUGCCUCCGGCCUUAGGUGGCUACACCUCCUGUGGGCCUCUGGUUCUCUUGAGGUCGAGUGUUUGGAAGUGCCACCUUUUUGGCCCUGCGCUAUGGGAGUGACUUGUGUGUCCCAGAUGCCUGUGGCUGAGGGCAAGAGUGUCCAGCAGACGGUGGAGCUCCUCACCAGAAAAUUGGAGAUGCUUGGGGCAGAGAAACAAGGAACAUUUUGUGUGGACUGUGAGACUUACCAUACAGCUGCCUCUACCCUGGGCAGCCAAGGCCAGGCUGGGAAGCUGAUGUACGUGAUGCAUAACUCCGAGUACCCCCUGAGCUGCUUUGCCCUCUUUGAGAAUGGGCCUUGCCUUAUUGCUGACACCAACUUCGAUGUGCUCAUGGUAAAGCUCAAGGGCUUUUUCCAGAGUGCCAAGGCCAGCAAGAUUGAGACCCGGGGUCCUCGGUACCAGUACUGUGACUUCCUGGUGAAGGUGGGCACAGUCACAAUGGGGCCCAGUGCCCGUGGCAUCUCUGUGGAGGUGGAGUAUGGCCCUUGUGUGGUGGCUAGUGACUGCUGGAGCCUCCUGCUGGAGUUCCUACAGAGUUUUCUUGGUAGCCACACACCAGGGGCCCCCCCAGUGUUUGGGAAUAGACACGAUGCUGUGUAUGGGCCAGCAGAUACCAUGAUACAGUACAUGGAACUCUUCAACAAGAUCCGAAAACAGCAGCAAGUGCCAGUGGCUGGGAUUCGUUAGUGACUGGCAGCUGCCCACCUUCUGAGCUGACACCAGGGUACUGCCAGGAGGAACAGGUGCUGUACUCAGGGUCCUGGGCCUCUGGCCCCAGCUGGUUACCAGCUGUAGCUUAUGUUCUGGAACUCUGGACUCCCCUCCUGACCCCAUCACAGCUGUUUUUUACUUCAUGCCUUAACUGGACUUGGCUUGUCCUCAAGAAUGGUAAUUGUUAAGAAUGGAGAAGCUUGGGCUUUCCUGCUGUAGGGUAAACGUGGGACAGGGUUGUCUCUGCCAGCACUGAAGGUAAAAACAGUAUGUGUCCCCAGCUCCUGAGGGUUUGGUAUAGGCCACAUUGUGCAGUGUGGCUGUGCUGGGUGGGGCCCCCUUUAGUUUGAGGAUGUGGCUGGCCUCUUCUAGAGAUGGUUGGGUGACAUGACUGGAUUGCUCUUGAUUUCUAGCCUGUUGGCUGCAGUAAUUUGAGAACCAAGUCAGUGAGAGUGUUGCUUUCAUCCUUUGGACUCUGAAAGUUUCCCUUUCUGGUUUGAAUUGUGUGAACCCAUAGGCUAAACUGUAGCAAAGCCAAAUCACGGGGCUCUUACUGCAGAUUUUAUUACUUACCUAAUAGUUCAGAGGCAGUCAGUUCCCCAGGGCAGAAUUAACUCUUGGGUUAGCACGAACAGGCUCCUUAUGUCUUAAUGUUUGGUCGCCCCAAUGUUUUUCUUACCACAGGAUGUAAGCACACUUGUUGACUCCACGUUCACAGUCCACUGAGCAGAGAGACGGUUGCUCACAUCACUGCGGGCAUGCUUUCCUGACUCAACACUUGUUUGUUGACGGUCUUCUUGUCACACUUUUCACUGAUACCAUUGCUUACCUGCCUCACACCUGCUCCGGAAACAGUGAACCAGGCUACCAUUUGAGAUGCACACAGAUAGGAUUGGGAAAAUUGCUAAUAUACAAAGUGAGGUGUGUCACCAAGGACGCUAUCCUCUGAGGACAGCCAAGCAGACGCUCCAGAGCAUGUUCCUACAGCAGCUGUGAGGUGCUGCUUUGGCUGGCAGGAAAAGCUCAGCAUACCUGCCUGGCUGCAGCAGGGUCUGUUGUCCACAUUGUUCACUGUUGCUUCCCUUUGCUUUUGUUUUAGUGUUUAUUUUUGCACUUUAAAAUUUAGGUGUGUCUUAGGUGUCACAAUAAAAUCUACAAAUAUGAA
Messenger RNA from Mesocricetus auratus (golden hamster), 1936 nucleotides. It is a transcript of the gene Med20, whose product is annotated as mediator complex subunit 20. Bases 109 to 747 code for a protein of 212 amino acids. The transcript has 4 exons. The record is from RefSeq and is a predicted model, not a curated record. Gene Ontology annotation, molecular function: transcription coactivator activity. Gene Ontology annotation, cellular component: mediator complex. Lineage: Eukaryota; Metazoa; Chordata; Mammalia; Rodentia; Cricetidae. Gene Ontology annotation, biological process: regulation of transcription by RNA polymerase II.